Messenger RNA from Iphiclides podalirius (scarce swallowtail), 387 nucleotides. The record is from the annotation of a GenBank genome assembly. Lineage: Eukaryota; Metazoa; Arthropoda; Insecta; Lepidoptera; Papilionidae.
AUGGCCGGUCACCGCUCGUCGGCCGGGGCUCCAAUUAUCUCGUUGAGAGAAGUAUGCGCGCGCGCUGGGAACCGCGACCGGGUUCCAGGGUGGGCUAAUAUUGGCUUCAACGCGCCUUCCGACGCCAGUAUGAUCAAUCGAGAAGGGGCGUCGGCACGAAGGCACCAACGAGAGUUUGAAUAUGCAGCGAUGGCACUAGAGGGUUUCGAGGGCCCGCGCGGAGGACCAUCAAGCGGCCGAGUGGCAGGAGACGUGUCAAUGUCGCCGCUGGCCGAACUCGACGACACUCGUGGAAGUAGCUCUAAUGACACCUUGGAAAGUGCUACUCGUGCCAUCUUCGAGAAUUUUACGGACACAUUGGCGGGUCUCUCAGGGCUUGGUAUCUCG